Darwinula stevensoni is the source of this 324-nucleotide messenger RNA. The record is from the annotation of a GenBank genome assembly. Lineage: Eukaryota; Metazoa; Arthropoda; Ostracoda; Podocopida; Darwinulidae.
AUGUGCAAUCAGUUGCCCGGAGGGAUUCCUCCCGAAACCACUUACGGUCCUUUCCCGGCUGCAAUUGCAAUUCUUCUCUGCCUGAUCCUCGGACUCUGCAUCUGUGCUGGCUUCUACCUCAUUUGUCAGAAGCUUUUCCCCUGCUGCUCGGAUCCCGACAGAACAGGCACCUCCAAUACAUCUCCCAAUCAAUUGAUCUUCGUCGACAACAUCACCAUUCACCAGUACCAGCCCCCAUCCAAAGACAAGCCUCCGGCGUAUGAAACUCUGUUCAAUUUCUCCCUUCCUCCACCUUCAUACGAAGCGGCGACUGAGCGAUCUUGA